Zychaea mexicana is the source of this 1011-nucleotide messenger RNA. RefSeq lists its product as uncharacterized. Lineage: Eukaryota; Fungi; Mucoromycota; Mucoromycetes; Mucorales; Lichtheimiaceae. Bases 1 to 1011 code for a protein of 336 amino acids. Gene Ontology annotation, cellular component: mitochondrion. Gene Ontology annotation, molecular function: electron transfer activity; flavin adenine dinucleotide binding. The transcript is spliced from 4 exons. The record is from RefSeq and is a predicted model, not a curated record.
AUGUUGGCCAAUACUGCACGCACUUUUGUCAAGGCACGACCCCUGUUCGCACAACGCUUCUAUGCUACCGGCGCCGGUGCCAACACCUUGUUGGUCGUCGAACACAAGGAUGGCGCCAUUAGCGGUGCUACGUUGAAUGCUUUGACUGCUGCCACGAAAUUGGGAGGUACUGUCACCGCCUUGGUCGCUGGAGGCGAAGAUGCCGUUGCACAGUCGAUUGCCAAAUACGCUGGCGUGUCCAAAGUCUUGACAGCCAGCGAUGCUUCGUACAGCAAGAACUUGCCCGAAGACUUGGCACCUUUGCUUGUCCAAGUCACGAAAUCCAACAACUUUACGCACGUGUUUGCUGGCCAUACUGCUGUCGGCAAGAACGUCUUGCCACGCGUGGCCGCCCUUUUGGACGUGGCUGCUGUUUCGGAUAUCACCGGUAUCGAAUCCGAAGAUACCUUUAUUCGUCCCAUCUACGCCGGUAACGCCAUUGCUACCGUCAAGUCGGGUGAUAACGUCAAGAUCGUUACUGUCCGUGGCACUGCUUUUGAGGCCGCUCAAGAGGCUGGUAACAAUGCGGCUGUCGAGGCCGCUCCUGAGGUCGCCAAGACUGGCGUCACUGAAUGGGUCGGUGAGGAGAUCCAAAAGAGCGAUCGUCCUGAUCUCGGUACUGCUAACCGUGUCAUCAGUGGUGGUCGUGGUAUGAAGAAUGGCGAGAACUUCAAGUUGUUGUAUGAUUUGGCUGACAAGAUGGGUGCUGCUGUGGGCGCUUCGCGUGCUGCUGUUGACGCUGGUUUCGUUGACAACUCGCUUCAAGUGGGUCAGACCGGCAAGAUCGUUGCUCCAGAACUCUACGUUGCUGUUGGUAUUUCUGGUGCCAUUCAGCAUCUUGCUGGUAUGAAGGACUCCAAGACCAUUGUUGCUAUCAACAAGGAUGCCGACGCUCCUAUCUUCCAGGUUGCCGACUACGGUUUGGUUGAGGAUCUGUUCAAGGCUGUUCCCGAGAUGACCGAAAAGUUGUAA